Laccaria bicolor S238N-H82 is the source of this 588-nucleotide messenger RNA. RefSeq lists its product as uncharacterized. Lineage: Eukaryota; Fungi; Basidiomycota; Agaricomycetes; Agaricales; Hydnangiaceae. Bases 1 to 588 code for a protein of 195 amino acids. The transcript is spliced from 2 exons. Gene Ontology annotation, biological process: protein dephosphorylation; negative regulation of MAPK cascade. Gene Ontology annotation, molecular function: protein tyrosine/threonine phosphatase activity; MAP kinase tyrosine/serine/threonine phosphatase activity. Gene Ontology annotation, cellular component: cytoplasm. The record is from RefSeq and is a predicted model, not a curated record.
AUGUCUACCCCCUUUCACAACAUCCUCCCGCCCACAGAUCCCCAAGCAGCCACUGGCACCUCCAUCCAGGGCGGUCUCUACCUUGGCUCUCUCUCCGCCGUCGUAGACCCAUCCGUCGACGACCUCCGCCACCUCAACAUUACGCACAUCGUCCAAGUGUUCAACGUCCCCUGGCUUGUGCUCACGGAGGAAGAAGGCUUCACGUGCUAUCGCGUCGAUAUCGAGGAUGUGCCCACGCAGAAGUUGGAUACACAGCUUCUGGAACAGGUCUGUGCCAACAUUGAGGAGACGAGGAAAGGUGGGAAGAGCGUUUUGGUACAUUGUCAACAGGCGAGUUUUGGCGUAUCCCGCAGUGCAUCUAUAGUCAUCGCGUAUCUCAUCCGCAACCAUCAUAUGACGUACGACGAGGCCUUCAAGUUCGUCAAGAGUAAGCGGGCAUGUGUGAAGCCGAAUCCAGGCUUUGUCAGGUGUUUGCGGGCCUGGGAGGAGAAGUGGAGGGUGCCAGCUUCGUCACAGAUCGAUGAUGGUGAGCCAGCUGAUCAGGGUACAGGAGGAGGGGGAGGCGGACAACAGGAAGGAGAACACUAG